Molecule: messenger RNA, 2243 nt
Organism: Dothidotthia symphoricarpi CBS 119687
Lineage: Eukaryota; Fungi; Ascomycota; Dothideomycetes; Pleosporales; Dothidotthiaceae
Exons: 4
Coding region: 88-1815 (575 amino acids)
Biological process (GO): DNA-templated transcription
Molecular function (GO): DNA binding; zinc ion binding
Source: RefSeq, a predicted model, not a curated record
GGGGGGGAGGAGGGAAAAGAGGAGGAGAAGGAGGAGGAGAGGACUGGCACGAGUACGCCUGUUCCGAAGAUACAGGAGCAGAAGGGUAUGUUCAACGCCAUGCGUGAAGAGAUCGACAACGACGACCCAUCAGACGACGACGUCCAACCAACCGUCUUCAAACAAGCCUGGGACGCUACAAUCGAAGACGACAACCACCUCCUCUUCGGCCGGUCCCAGACCCCCGUCGCAAUGUACACGCUGCACCCGCAGCCAGUUCAGGGAUUCCAGCUGUGGCAGCUGUAUCUCGACAACGUGAACCCCUUGUUGAAAGUCACGCAUACGCCCAGCCUGCAAGGCCAGAUUAUAGAAGCCGCGGGGAACAUCUUGAACAUCGCGCCGAAACUGGAGGCGCUCAUGUUCGGCAUCUACUGCACCGCCGUCUCGAGUCUCAGUGAGGAGGAGUGUAGGGGAAUGUUUGGGACGAACAAGUCGGAGCUUUUAGCGGCGUAUCAUCUGGGGUGUCAACAGGCGCUGUUGAAUAGUCGGUUUCUGCGGUGUACGAGUCGCGACUGCUUGACUGCGCUGUACCUUUAUCUUAUCUCCGUCAGAACCAACACGACCCCUGAGUCUCUGUCCUCGAUGCUCGGCGUUGCGGUCCGUAUCGCGCAACGUAUGGGCAUCCACAGUGAAGCCGCGCUGGCCAAACUCACGCCCCUCGAAGCCGAAAUGAGCAGACGACUCUGGUGGUCGCUCAUCCUGUUCGACACGCGAAUAGGCGAAAUGGCCGACUUCCAAGCCACAUCACUACUGCCCCUGUGGGACUGCAGCGUGCCUCUUAACGUGAAUGACUCGGAUCUGCGACACGACAUGAAAGAGGCGCCACGUGUGCAGGGAAAAAGCACCGACGCGCUUUUUGCCGUUGUGCGCAGCGAGAUGGGGGAGUUUGUUCGUCGCACCGUGUUCCAUCUGGGCUACUACGCGCCGUCUCUCCUGCCCAGGGACGUCCACACGGAAGGUGGGGAGACAAACCGCUUUGAGAAGACAAUCCAGGCCAAGUACCUCGACUUCUGCGAUCUCGAUAACCCACUGCACUUCACAAUCCUCUGGACGACACGCGAGACUAUCGCGAAAUUCCGCCUCAUGGAGCACCACUCGCGGUACGCCGGCUCCGCACUCCACCAAGCCGAGACGCAGCGCGAAGCAGCGCUCUCCUACGCGCUCAGGAUGCUGGAAUGCAACACGAAGCUCGUCAGCUCCCCCCUAACAAAGGGGUUCCUGUGGAUGGUACACGCCUACUUCCCGUUCGUCGCGUACAUCCAGACAGUGCAGUAUCUGAAGUGGCGGCCCGUGGGUGAUCAAGCCACGACGGCGUGGCGAGUGAUGAGCGAGAAUUACCACGCGAAUGAUGAGUUGCUGGCGGGAGGAUCGCGCUUCUUUGAGCUGCUGGCGGGGUUUGUGCUACAGGCUUGGGAGGCGCGCGAGGCUGCUUCUGCGUCAUCGAUGGAGAUGUCGCGGCUGGUGGUGUCUAUUAGGCAGCGGUUGGCGCGUAUGGCAGAGGUUUCUGGCGCUCGGGAACGAUGUGAUGAUGUGGCGGUUGGGUUGGCGGGUUUUGUCACAUCCACGGAUAUGGGUGGCAAUGUCUACGAUCCCAUUCAUGACAUGGGCGUGCUCGAUGAUUAUGCAUCAUCGGGGCUGGGGUCGUGUGUUGAUCUACCCGGGCUGUCUCUGCAAGAUGUCCAGAUGGAUGGCGUGGACUGGUCUGCGAUGAACUGGGAUGCUUUGAAUGGUGGGACAGGUGCGGUUGCAGGCCAGGAGCAGCAUGAUCAACAUUGAUGAGCGGAUGGGAGUGCACUGCCGUACAGGUAGAAUCGUUGAUUACUCUUCAUCAUGUCGGUCUGGCCUUGCCUUGGCGAUUUGUUUUACUGGGCAAAGACAACGGAAACAGAAGUUUGUCGGGUCGAGUGAGUUGAGUGAGGCGACUUGUUCAGUUCAGCCACUGACUUCAGACUCGUUUUGAGAUCCUGGAGCAGGAGUAUAUGCGAGACAAGUGAAGCGGUUACCGUGCAGAUGGAUGGUUCUAUCUGGAUGUGGUGGUGGGGCUGUGUUACUGUGGCGUGUGUCUGGAUGGUCGUUAAGAGGGGAGUGUGUUGAUUAGAAGACGAUGUUUGUAGGACGUCAGGGAUGUAAGAUAUUUGGAGUAAUGGAGAUGCUGGAGAUGGAAUGGUCUGAGUGAGAUAUAGAGUUAUGUGGCUGAAGCAAUC